CUGUCACUCUGUGGUGUUUCAAACAGGAAACACUCAGUGAAACUGUUCUCAGCACUCGAGUACUGAACAUGGAUCUGCUCAAACUGCUUUUAUUCACUUUAACUUUUUAUGAACCCAUUGUUGCUUUGGCUGCACUAAUUUGCCCAAAAGGUCACAGAGUCUCUGGUAGCACGUGUUCGAGCUGCCCUGAUGGAUUUUACCAGCCUGAAGAGAGUGAUUCACAGCACUGCAAAGCAUGUUCAAAGUGUAAUACGCAAAGGGGAAGUUAUGUUGUCCAGAAGUGCACAAAAGAGACGGACACAGUAUGUAAGUGCCAUGAAGGAUUCGUCCGCUCGGCGCGCGACCCGACAACCUGCAGGUGUGACAAAGGAUCCGGACUAACCGUCGAAGGUACAGAGAGGGAUCACACACCACUGCAUAGCAUAUAUGUCAAAGAAAGAAAAAAUCAAAAAUGUUCAGAAUGUCCCAAAGGAUAUUUCAGCACAACUAUCAACUCGCCCUGUCGAAAAUGGAAAACAUGUGCAGCAGGAGUGAGUAAAUCUGGAAGCACAACCUCAGAUGUCGUCUGUAACGAGCUGAGGAGCAACCCUGACAUCACUACACCCUCCACAUCAAACGGAGUGGUUUCUCUGCUCGUACGCAUCACAUCCGCCCGUCCACACGAGGCGGCCCACUCUCAGACGCUGCAGACCACCACAUCCACCACCACAGCUGCUCCACUUCACACAGCCGCCACAAAGGCUGCAAGGAACCCUCCGUCUUCAGACACAGGAACCUACAUCGGUACAGGUAUGACUCUGUUUGGAAUCAUUGGACUGCUUGUUCUGGCUGCUGUGACCUGCAAGCUGCACAUCAGGCCAACAACUCAACUAGCAUUACCAAAUAAUGACUCGUUGUGUCGGAGGCCGGUGGAGGAAAGCGGCAGCGACAGCCAGUCGUCGCUCAAACUGAAUUCAGGGGAGUCUGAAGACUGAAGCGACAUGAAGGGAAACUGUUUUGACUUUUUUCUAUACAUAAGAUCAUUGCCAUAUGAAUAAUUUCAGACUCAUAUUUUCCUCAUAUUGUUGGCUUUACUUUAGAAAAUACAUCAGAAAAACUAUUUAGCCUAGCAUAUCUGUUUAGCAGCAGGUAUAUUCACAAUAUGUAGUGUCAUCAAUAUUUGAUGUUUGUUUGUUCUGUGAAAUCAUGUGAGAGAUUAUUAUGAAUCAUUUCUCACUUUUUGUCUUUUAACUGCAAUUUAAUGCAAGUUUUAAUUUUUUUAAACUUUAAUUGAUCUUACUACUUCAGAUGCAGUACUUUUUGUGCAAGACCAUUUACUUAAAAAAAAUCUGUGUAACUAUAAUAUUUAUUACAAAUUCGGAUACACAGAUUUUUUAAAAUCAUAACCUCUGAAAACAUACUACUAAAUACCAUACAGUAUUUUAUAUUAAUAAUCCUUGUUAAUAUUGAUAAAAUGCACAUAUUACUUAUAUUCUGAUGCUUUUUUAAAGAUGUUUAUAUAUAUAUA
Molecule: messenger RNA, 1507 nt
Organism: Centropristis striata (black sea bass)
Lineage: Eukaryota; Metazoa; Chordata; Actinopteri; Perciformes; Serranidae
Product: tumor necrosis factor receptor superfamily member 4
Exons: 7
Coding region: 69-974 (301 amino acids)
Biological process (GO): regulation of cell population proliferation
Cellular component (GO): external side of plasma membrane
Molecular function (GO): signaling receptor activity; cytokine binding
Source: RefSeq, a predicted model, not a curated record